Messenger RNA from Clarias gariepinus (North African catfish), 2119 nucleotides. RefSeq names its product leukocyte immunoglobulin-like receptor subfamily A member 2. The coding region runs from base 1 to 1854 and encodes 617 amino acids. NCBI's taxonomy places the organism in Eukaryota, Metazoa, Chordata, Actinopteri, Siluriformes, Clariidae. The record is from RefSeq and is a predicted model, not a curated record. The transcript is spliced from 9 exons. Gene Ontology annotation, molecular function: transmembrane signaling receptor activity. Gene Ontology annotation, biological process: cell surface receptor signaling pathway.
AUGGUCUUGGAGACCGUGAUGUCACUGAUGUCAUGUUCUCCUCCAAAGAUUAAACCUGUGGUGAUUAUAAAGCCUGAUGCACAGCUGUACAGAGGAGAGAGAGUGACUUUCAGGUGUGACAUACAGACAGGAGGAGACACUGAGUGGACAUAUGAGUGGUAUAGAGACGGUCAUGCAGCCUACCCACACCGCACAACACAGGAGUUGAUUAGCUCAGUUAGAGACUCUGACGGAGGUAAAUACACCUGCAGAGGGAGGAGAAGAGACUCUCAGCUCUCACAGAUUAGUCAUCCUCUUACACUCUCUGUAUCAGAAAAACCCAAAGCUGUGAUCACAUCAAGUCCUAAAGGAGACGUCCUGACAGGAAACUCAGUGACUCUGACCUGUAGACUGAAUGUGCAGUCUGAUGGAUGGAAGUUUUACUGGAUCACACCCACACAGAGCACUGAGACUGAGACUGCAGCACAGUACUACUACUACUCCUACUCCCAUUACUACAUCAGACCAGUUAGUGUCUCUGAUGGAGGUCAGUACAGGUGCUAUGCUGGAAGAGGAGACCCAGUCUACUACACACACUACAGUGUUAAACUCUGGGUAAAUGUUACUGUAACAGAAAAACCUCAACCUGAACUCACAUCAAGUCCUAAAGGAGACGUCCUGAAAGGAAACUCAGUGACUCUGACCUGUAGACUGAAUGUGCAGUCUGCUGGAUGGAAGUUUUACUGGAUCACACCCACACAGAGCACUGAGACUGAGACUGCAGCACAGUACUACUACUCCCGCUACACCAUUAGAUCAGUUAGUGUCUCUGAUGGAGGUCAGUACAGGUGCAGAGCUGGAAGAGGAAACCCAGUCUACUACACACACUACAGUGAUGCACUCUGGGUAAAUGUUACUGAGAGUCCUAAACCAGUGGCAGCUAUAAAGCCUUAUACACAGGCGGUCUGGGGAGAGAGACUGAAUUUUAGUUGUACCAUACAGGACGGAAGAGACACUGAGUGGACAUACAGCUGGUAUAGAGACGGUGUAAGUGUCUACUCAUCCCUCACAACACAGGAGUUUACAGUCUCAGACGGGGGUAAAUACACCUGCAGAGGGACGAGGAGAAGAGACUCUCAGUACUCACAGUUUAGUGAUCCUGUUACACUCUCUGUAUCAGGUGAGUUUGGAUCUCCUCCAGUGUCUCUGAUCAUCAGUCCCAGCAGAACUCAACACUUUACUGCUGACUCUCUCUCACUGAGCUGUGAGGACCAGAGAGACUCUACUGGAUGGACAGUGAGACGAUACACACACAGUGGGACACAGUUAGAUUGUUCAUCAGUUUCAGGAUCUACAUGUAACAUCAGCUCCCUCUCUACAUCACACACUGGAGUUUACUGGUGUCAGUCUGAAUCUGGAGGACGCAGUAAUUCUCUCAACAUCACAGUGCACAAUGGUGAUGUGAUCCUGGAGAGUCCUGUCCAUCCUGUAACUGAGGGAAAUCCUCUGACUUUACGCUGUUUAUAUCACAACACAAAGAUCUCAGACUCUGGUGCUGAUUUCUAUAAAGAUGAUUCAGUUCUCCAGAAGCAGACUACAGGAGAGAUGACCAUCAGUGUCUCAAAGUCAGAUGAAGGUUUCUACCACUGUACACACCCAGAGAGAGGAGAGUCACCCAAAAGCUGGGUUUCAGUCAGAGUUCUCUCACAUGGAAAAGCUCCACUGUCAGUACUGAAGCUCCUCAGCAGUGUGGUAGCGGCCUCUCCGUAUGUCCUGGUGACCAUCAUUCUGGCAGUAAAAUGUUACAGAGCUCGAACAAAACCUACUGAGGACAUCACACCCUACAGAGUGAUAGAGGCUGAAGUGUCUUUAUGAAUCUCAGGUUUUUAUAUUUAUAUUAUUUAUAUAAAGUACCUAUAAAAAGCUACAUCUUCAAAUGCAAUAGUGAACACAUUCACGUAUGUGAUCUGUCAGUAAGAAUAGUUUUAAUGGUGGUUUGUGUUUUUUCGAAUGGAAUCAUGCUUUUUUUUCUUUUAAGUGAUUUUUUUUGUCUUUAAAUUUAUGCAUUUAUUUUAACAGUACGCUUCACUUUGUAUUAUUGUAAAAACUGGAGCCGGUAUAUACUCAGUUUAGCAUUUGC